AUGACGGGUAGCCAACCACCAGCAGUGUGCUUCUGGCCCCAAAACACUGAGUGCCUCAUCCAGGAGGGUCCUGAUGCAGAGGACAACUCACCUAUUAUGUCCUUAGCCGGUCAAGAUGUCACCAUGGUUCCCACAUCUCUCCAGUCACCCUCUAAUGUCAACCCAUCCAAGGACUUCAUUCGCUGUCUGCCACCUCACCUGUCCAUGUACCUCCUGGGGCUUUUGGAUCAAAAAUCCCUCAAUGCAUGUGCUGCUGUGAGUAGAUGCUGGGCUUUUCUGGCCAAAGAAGUCAAGAGGGAACGUGUGGGCCAAAGCACAGUACAGGAGAAGAUCCUGUACCUGCAGGGGUUGUGCCCCAGAGGAGCAGUUUCAAAUUAUGCUAAAAGAGUCGAUGUGACAAUUCCGCAGCUAAAUGAAGAAGGGGAUGUCAUCGAAGUGAAAGGCCACAAUUGGGGAAGUAAAACAAAGCAGGAGGAAGACAAUCUGCGGGCAGCCUAUCAUGAUCUGAAAACUGACACGAUCCAGCUGGAAGAGAGAAAUGUCUUCUGUGGCUCCUACAAUGUCCGUGUCCUCAUGGACCAAGCAGACCAAAGCAGAAUAAUUCAUUACAGUCGUGGAAACCUGGUAGCCAUUGGCUCUGCAGACCGAAAAGUGAGGCUUUUUGAUGUGUUGGGAAUGAAAGAAGUGCCUCCUCUGCUCGCUGGCCAUGCUGGGAGCAUCAAAGCACUCUUCCUCAAUGAGAAGAAAGGGUUCGUUCUCAGCGCAAGCUUCGAUCUCAGCAUCAGAUGCUGGAAUAUAUACAGUGGUGCUUGUGUGAGAAUCUUUAAUGGUCACUGUGGGACAAUCACCUGCUUGGAUUUAUACGAAGAGCACUUUGUGUCAGGAGCCAGAGAUGGGAUGGUGAAAGUGUGGAACCUGGAGAGUGGGAAAUGUCUCAAGACUCUGAAGCACAACAGUGCUGUUUGGGUCGUUAAAAUGGACGGCACUCGUGUUGUCAGUGGAUGUGACCGAGGGCUGGUGAAAGUCUGGUGUGCUGAUACAGGCACUCUGAUCAAAACAUUAGAGGGGCACCAAGGCCCAGUGAAAUGUUUGUCCUUUGAUCAGUGGCACCUAGUCACAGGAAGCACCGAUGGAUAUGUCCUGGGAUGGAGCAUGUUGGGAAACUUUAAGAGAUGCCUAACAGCUUUCCGUCACCCUAAGAAAGUUCUGUCUCUGGAGUUCCUCUAUCUCAGAGUUAUCAGUGGCUGUGCUGACGGAAAGAUUCGUGUAUUUAACUACUUGACUGGAAGCUGCCUGAAAGUGUUGAUGGCCAACAGCAGAGGGGACCCCGUAUCUUCCUUCUAUGUUGCAGGAAACAGGAUGGUGAUCAAUUCACCAACCAGUCUGUUGAUGUUCCAGUUUGAGGAUGUCAGGUGGGACUAUACCUUAGAUGCUGACAGAAAGAUGGUGGGGAAGAAAAAACAGCGCAAGGGGACUUCAAGCAGAACACAGCUUCAUCUUCGGCGAAUGAAACGCCACGACCUCAGCCAGGUGCAUCGACUUGCUCUGGAGACACAAGAUGCUGACCAGCUCAUGCGGUCUUGCUGGAUCCGCUGCCAGUCACCGAAAAGCUGUGGAACAUCUCAAACUCUCUCCUAUGAACUGAUGAAAUCAGCAGCUCACCAGCAACAGCAGCCUUCUCUCAAUAUCGAAAAGGCAGAGCGGCAGAAAAAGCUUUUCGUUCCUGGCACCAGACAACCCCAUGCCUUUGCCUCGAGGAAGUCAGCGAGAGUACGUUCUGCAAGAAUCCCGGCAGAUACUGAUGGCAAAUCUGCACAUGGCCCUUCUCUCUAUGUACCUGCACAACCUGAGAGGGCAGAAGCCACUUCGCAGCAUGAAAAGAGAAGAGGCCCAGGUUAUCCCAUGUCCCCUGACAAGUUCCUCUUAACGGUCAGCAUGCUACAGAACACCUGCAAGUCAGAGCUGGUCAGCUCCGGUACUAAACACGCUGCAAAAGUUGGGGAAGCAUGGCAACCUCCAUGGGAAUAUCAGCAACACCGCUCUAAAAAAGUACAAAUAUACAAAACCCCUCUGCAACACAAAAAGGAUCAGACAGUCCAGCUCCAAUGUGUGAGAUUGCACAAUGAUUCUCUGACUAUGAAAAGAAUUUCUAUACCCUUUGAAACCAAAAUGCUGCAGCUUAAGCUGAAAAAUUCUUUGCACGGACCCACUGUGAAUUCCUCCAUCCCUUUUCCCUCUGUUGUACGUCCCAAGACCUGUUGUGGUUUGCUGCGAGAACAGAAAGCUGACAGUGGUCAUGGUAAAGCUAUUCCUCUCCCUGAAGAUGGGGUUCAGCUUAUCGAUCCCUUUACGGCUUCUUCUGAACUGAUCAAAUCAACACAUGCGAUGAUGGCACAAAUGAAAAAUGAAACCGUUUCCAGGAGAAAAAAGCCCUUUUGUCCGUAUGCUGCAGACCCUUUCCGGAGCGACGGUGGGUUCAGGCUUCUGACAGGAAAACAGAAGGAGGUGUAUGAGGCAGCGACGGUAGCUCAGUAUCGGGCACAGCAGAGAAAGCUCACAGAAGAUCAGCACAGAGCACGCAAGAAAGCCUGGUUAAGGAAAAUUAAAGGCCUACCUAUAGAUUCUUUUACUGAGGAGGGGAAAAUAGCUGCUCCUGAACUUGGGCUUAAGACAUUUAUCUGA
Cariama cristata (Red-legged seriema) is the source of this 2682-nucleotide messenger RNA. Its product is annotated as F-box/WD repeat-containing protein 10-like. Lineage: Eukaryota; Metazoa; Chordata; Aves; Cariamiformes; Cariamidae. Gene Ontology annotation, molecular function: protein binding. The coding region runs from base 1 to 2682 and encodes 893 amino acids. The record is from RefSeq and is a predicted model, not a curated record. The transcript has 13 exons.